This is a messenger RNA of Rotaria sp. Silwood1, 573 nucleotides long. The record is from the annotation of a GenBank genome assembly. Lineage: Eukaryota; Metazoa; Rotifera; Eurotatoria; Philodinida; Philodinidae.
AUGACAAAAUAUCGUCGAAACCGUCCUCCUAACAAAUUAGAUGAAAAUAAAGAAGAAUUUCGAUUAAUAUGGCUCGAUGAAAAUAUAAAUGAUUCUGAUGACUCAAUUAAAACACAAACAAUGUUAUUAAAUCUGAAUCCAUUUGCUCAAUUUUUCACCGAUGCUAAUCGAUGUAUUGAUGUAAUCAGUUGGAUCAAAGAUGAACAAGUCCUAUUGGUUAUUUCGGGCUCGUUGAGUCGAAGUGUUCUUCCAAAAAUUCAUCAUUUACGAUCAGUUGUCGUUAUUUUUAUUUUUUGUGCUGAUGCUCAACGUCAUAUAUCAUUGAAGAAUGACUAUAAAAAAAUUAUUGAAAUAUUUGUUGAUCAAGAAAGUCUAUUGAAAUCGAUUCGUCAAACAAUCAAUGUUCUCGAAAAGCAAGUACUAAAUUUCAGUUUAUUCAAUCAACAACAAAAAUCAUCACGAGUUUUAUCUAAAGAAUCAGCAUCAUUUUUGUGGCAUCAAAUGAUUCUAUAUAUUCUCAAACAAAUGCCUCAAGACGAACAAUCUAAAAAGAUAUGCUUGACAAAUGUCUAG